This is a messenger RNA of Oncorhynchus kisutch (coho salmon), 1305 nucleotides long. RefSeq names its product ras-related protein Rab-25-like. NCBI's taxonomy places the organism in Eukaryota, Metazoa, Chordata, Actinopteri, Salmoniformes, Salmonidae. The transcript has 5 exons. Gene Ontology annotation, molecular function: GTP binding; GTPase activity. The record is from RefSeq and is a predicted model, not a curated record. Bases 250 to 885 code for a protein of 211 amino acids.
CAACCCCCAUCAUUCCUCAGCAGAACUACCUGAUGACAGAGCGGAGCAAGUUCCUUGUAAACAAUCUAAGUUUAUAUUAAACAUAGAGGGGGGCAGGUGACUUGCAAAGUAUUUGUGCAGCUCUUUUAAAUCUGAAGAUUAGGGUGAGUGGCUUCUGGGCCAGUGUCAUCUUUCCUUUCUCCCCUCACACUUUGAGAGCUCGACUUGAAGACAAGGCUUCACAUUGUGGCACCACUGAAGGGGUACAUCAUGGGUUCAGAUGAGGCCUACAACUUUGUCUUUAAGGUGGUUCUGAUAGGUGAGUCCGGUGUUGGCAAGAGUAACCUGCUCUCCCGCUUCACCAAGAACGAGUUCAACCACGACAGCCGCACCACCAUCGGGGUGGAGUUCAGCACACGCACAAUUCAACUGAAAAGUCUCAUCAUCAAGGCUCAAAUCUGGGACACGGCUGGGCUGGAGCGGUACAGGGCCAUCACCUCCGCUUAUUAUAGAGGAGCUGUCGGAGCGCUACUGGUCUAUGACAUCACCAAGCAUCUGACCUAUGAGAGUGUGGAGCGCUGGCUUAAGGAGCUCUAUGAUCAUGCAGACCCUCACAUCGUAGUCAUGCUGGUGGGCAACAAAACUGAUCUGGGGUCAGAGCGAUCGGUGCCCACUGAGGAGGCGAAGGACUUUGCAGAAAAGAAUGGCCUAUUGUUCUUAGAGACAUCAGCCUUGGAGUCCACAAAUGUUGAGACAGCAUUCCAAAAUGUCCUUGGAGAGAUCCACAGGAAGGUGAGCAGUAAAGAGGUGACCCGGGGGUCCAUUAGUGCCGUGUCUCUGGCCAGCCCCGUCCCCAGAGUUGCAGGCGACCCUGAAGAGAAGAAGCCCUGCUGUAGGAACCUCUGAUGGGACAAACCACCCAGUGUGUGUGUGGGGCGGGGGGGGGGGGGGGGAGACAGAAUGAGUUUUCCAUUCCUAAAGAUGAUGUAAGUACAUGGCUGGAGGUCCAUGGUACAUUUCCCCAAAGAAUCCAGAAAUCAUUUGAAUAUAAAAAAUGUCUCAAACUAAGAUUGUGUUAACUUUUAAGAUUCAACUUUGUUUGGAAGGAUACAUUUUUAAAUAUUUUUUUAAAGGUGGUCAACUGAUGUACAGAAUAUUUGUAUUUUUUGUGACUAUGAGGUUGGACAACAGGUGCCAAAAUCAUGUUAAUAAUUUUACACAAAACUUGAUAAAUUACAUUUGCUGCCACUGUUGUUUGUGUUCUGUUUACUUAAUGUACAGUAACAUGUAAUUGUUUUAUUUUAUGCUUAAAUUGUUCCAAAACGG